Messenger RNA from Cornus florida, 1124 nucleotides. RefSeq names its product syntaxin-52-like. The transcript has 6 exons. The record is from RefSeq and is a predicted model, not a curated record. Lineage: Eukaryota; Viridiplantae; Streptophyta; Magnoliopsida; Cornales; Cornaceae. The coding region runs from base 179 to 880 and encodes 233 amino acids. Gene Ontology annotation, molecular function: SNAP receptor activity; SNARE binding. Gene Ontology annotation, cellular component: SNARE complex; endomembrane system. Gene Ontology annotation, biological process: intracellular protein transport; vesicle fusion.
AAUAUGUACAUACAGUCAUAUAUAUAAUUUUUUUAUGGUGUGAUGUAGACGACGACGACGCCGGACAAACCCUGCCGGUUGAUGUGUCGCCUCCCAUCAAAAUCAGUCUAAUUCCCUUCCUUCGAUUAUCACCUAAAACCGCGAUUCGAUCACCAUCAAACCCCCAAUUCUGAGAUCAAUGGCAUCUUCUGCAGACCCAUGGGUCAGGGAAUAUAAUGAAGCAGCAAAACUUGCUGAUGAUAUUAAUGGCAUGAUAUCUGAGAGGAGUUCAUUGCCUGGAUCAGGACCAGACGCACAACGUCAUUCAUCUGCUACACGGAGAAAAAUUACAAUAUUAGGAACCAGACUUGAUAGCUUACAGUCUCUUCUGUCCAAGCUCCCUGGCAAGCAGCCCCUAUCAGAGAAAGAGAUGAACCGUCGGAAGGAUAUGCUUGGAAACUUGAGAUCAAAAGUAAACCAGAUGGCCUCCGCAUUGAACAUGUCCAACUUUGCCAAUAGGGACAGUUUGUUAGGGCCAGAUAUUAAGCCUGCUGAUGCUAUGAGCAGAACGACUGGCUUGGACAACCAUGGCGUUGUUGGUCUUCAACGACAAAUUAUGAAAGAACAAGAUGAGGGGCUUGACAAAUUGGAGGAGACUGUGAUAAGUACAAAACAUAUUGCAUUGGCUGUAAAUGAGGAACUUGACCUGCACACUAGACUAAUUGAUAACCUGGACCAGCACGUGGAGGUUACAGAUUCCCGGUUACAGCGAGUACAGAGGAACCUGGCAAUCCUGAAUAAACGCACCAAGGGUGGUUGCUCCUGCAUGUGUCUGCUUUUAUCAGUUGUUGGGAUUGUGGUUCUGGUUGUCGCUAUAUGGUUGCUGAUCAAAUACUUGUAAUGCAAACAAUAGUAAGCGUUGGUUUUUGUGUGUGUGUGGAAAUGGCUUUAACUACUGGUGUUGUUAAAACACUCUUAUUUGAAUUCUAUAAUUCCCUUUCAAGGGGAGGUUUGUGCAAUGGAUUGUGGUGUUGAACCAAACUACUAUUGUAUUACAAAUAACCAAGUGUCAUUGACACAUGGAAGUGUUGAUAUCUUCUCAUGUUGACUCUCCAUUGUUGAAAUGCAAAUGUACUUGGCACUCA